UUCUCACUGCCUGAGCAGAGGCCCCACACCCACCGAGGCAUGGGGCUCCCUGGGCUGUUCUGCUUGGCCGUGCUGGCCGCCAGCAGCUUCUCCAAGGCGCAGGAGGAAGAAAUCACCCCUGUGGUCUCCAUUGCCUACAAAGUCCUGGAAGUUUUCCCCAAAGGCCGCCGGGUGCUCAUAACCUGCCACGCACCCCAGGUACCACCGCCCAUCACCUAUUCCCUCUGUGGAACCAAGAACAUCAAAGUGGACAAGAAGGUGGUGAAGACCCAUGAGCCGGCCUCCUUCAACCUCAACAUCACACUCAAGUCCAGUCCAGACCUGCUCACCUACUUCUGCCGGGCGGCCUCCACCUCAGGUGCCCAUGUGGACAGUGCCAGGCUGCAGAUGUACUGGGAGCUGUGGUCCAAGCCAGUGUCUGAGCUGCGGGCCAACUUCACUCUGCGGGACAGAGGGGCAGGCCCCAGGGUGGAGAUGAUCUGCCAGGCGUCCUCGGGCAGCCCACCCAUCACCUACAGCCUGGUCGGGAAGGAUGGGCAGGUCCACCUGCAGCAGAGACCACGCCACGGGCAGCCUGCCAACUUCUCCUUCCUGCCGAGCCAGACAUCGGACUGGUUCCAGUGCCAGGCUGCAAACAACGUCAAUGUCCAGCACAGCGCCCUCACACUGGUGCCCCCAGGUGAGAGGGCCCUUGGAUUUCCAGAGGGGCAGCUGGCGCUUCUGUGCCGGGAGGGUGCUAGUGUCCAAGACACAGGUCGAUGGGAAGUGGGACAGCUCUACCCGGCCACUGCUGAGAGCAGAGAGGGUACAGGAGGCAACCAUGCCCACCCUGGCCCCUGCCUAAAGGAAGCCCAACCCAGCUGCCUCCGCCCCCCUCCCAGGAGAGUUGCCCAAGGCACCCACCAUCGUGCUGGCUGGCAGCCUCGCCUCCAUUGCGGCCAUCACCUCCGGGAUGCUGGGCUGGACCACGUGGGCCAGGUCGUGACCAGAAGAUGGAGGACUGGCAGGGUUCCCUGGAGAGCCCCAUGCUUGCCUUGCCGCCCUACAGGAGCACCCACCGUCUGAGUGAAGAAGAGUUUGGGGGGUUCAGGAUAGGGAAUGGGGAGGUCAGAGGACACAAAGCAGCA
Messenger RNA from Pongo pygmaeus (Bornean orangutan), 1127 nucleotides. It is a transcript of the gene C19H17orf99, whose product is annotated as chromosome 19 C17orf99 homolog. The transcript has 5 exons. Lineage: Eukaryota; Metazoa; Chordata; Mammalia; Primates; Hominidae. Bases 40 to 1065 code for a protein of 341 amino acids. The record is from RefSeq and is a predicted model, not a curated record.